AGGUCCUCAAACAUGCGCCAUUGAAAACAAACGUAGCGGAUACGGCGGGGGUUGAUUUUUAAUGCUAACUAGUAAGAAGCAUUAACUAUUUUUUUUUUAUAAAAGUACGACACAUUAAUAAACAAUGGAGACGAUAUUAGAGCAACAGCGUCGCUACCACGAAGAGAAGGAGAGGCUAAUGGAUGCUAAAACAAAAGAAAUGUUACACAAGAAGUCUACGCUGCGGGAACAGAUUAACUCUGACCAUCGAACAAGAGCAAUGUUGGAUAGGUACAUGGACGUGAGCUCAAAUGUCAGAGACUCCUAUGAAGACAAAGAUGGAAUGAGAAAGGAUGAACUCGCUGCGAUCUCCGGACCAAAUGAGUUUGCAGAGUUCUACAACCGACUGAAACAGAUAAAGGAGUUUCACAGGAAGCAUCCAAACGAGAUUUCCAUCCCCAUGUCUGCAGAGUUUGAGGAGCUGAUGAAGGCCAGAGAAAACCCCACCGAGGAGGAGCAGAACCUGGUGGAGUUCUCUGACGAGGAGGGAUACGGCCGCUACCUGGACCUCCACGACUGCUACCUGAAGUUCAUCAACCUGAAGGGCGCUGAGAAACUCGAGUACAUCUCUUUCCUGUCUUCAUUCGACCAGCUUUUUGACAUCCCGAAGGACCGCAAGAAUGCUGAGUACAAAAAGUAUCUGGAGAUGCUGCUGGAGUAUCUGCAGGACUACACGGACCGCGUCAAACCGCUGCUCGACCAGAACGAGCUCUACGGGAAAGUUCUGUUAGACUUUGAGAAGAAAUGGGACAACGGGACUUUCCCAGGCUGGCCUAAAGAGACGAGUAGCGCUUUGACACACGCUGGAGCUCAUCUGGACCUCUCUGCCUUUUCUUCUUGGGAGGAGUUGGCUUCUUUGGGUCUGGACAGGUUGAAGUCGGCUCUCAUGGCGUUGGGUCUGAAGUGUGGAGGGACUCUGGAGGAGAGAGCUCAGAGGCUCUUCAGCACAAAGGGUAAAUCCCUGGAGUCUCUGGAUCCUUCUCUGUUUGCCAAGAACCCUAAAGCCAAAGGCCCUAAAAAAGACACGGAGCGGAACAAGGAGAUUGGCUUCCUGGAAGCUCAAGUGUACGAGUACGUGGAGAUCCUCGGGGAGCAGAGGCAGCUGACUCACGAGAACGUCCAGAGGAAACAGGCCAGGACCGGAGAGGAGCGCGAGGAAGAGGAGGAGGAGCAGCUGAGUGAGAGCGAGAGCGAAGACGAAGACAACGAGAUCAUUUACAACCCCAAGAACCUGCCGCUGGGCUGGGACGGCAAGCCGAUCCCUUACUGGCUCUAUAAACUCCACGGGCUGAACAUCAACUACAACUGUGAGAUCUGUGGAAACUACACGUACAGAGGACCCAAAGCCUUCCAGAGGCACUUUGCAGAGUGGAGACAUGCUCACGGUAUGCGCUGCCUGGGGAUCCCCAACACGGCUCACUUCGCCAACGUCACACAGAUCGAGGACGCCGUCUCCUUGUGGGCGAAGCUGAAGUCCCAGAAGGCAUUGGAGCGGUGGCAGCCGGACACGGAGGAGGAGUACGAGGACUCGAGCGGCAACGUGGUGAACAAGAAGACGUACGAGGACCUGAAGCGACAGGGUCUGCUGUAGACUCGCAGGAUCAAUGAGAACAUCCGACGCUCGUCCUUUAACAUUUGCUAUAUUUUUUAUCACCCAUGUUUCUUUUUAAUUGUAAGUAGUGAUGUUGUGCAGCCUGCAUCCUCCCUGUGACGACGCUGUCCUGCGGCACACACGGAUCAUUAUAAUAAACAGUACUUUUGUCUUUA
This is a messenger RNA of Cottoperca gobio, 1806 nucleotides long. It is a transcript of the gene sf3a3, whose product is annotated as splicing factor 3a, subunit 3. Bases 125 to 1630 code for a protein of 501 amino acids. Gene Ontology annotation, cellular component: nucleus; spliceosomal complex. The transcript has 17 exons. The record is from RefSeq and is a predicted model, not a curated record. NCBI's taxonomy places the organism in Eukaryota, Metazoa, Chordata, Actinopteri, Perciformes, Bovichtidae. Gene Ontology annotation, molecular function: RNA binding; zinc ion binding. Gene Ontology annotation, biological process: mRNA splicing, via spliceosome.